Molecule: messenger RNA, 5134 nt
Organism: Mus musculus (house mouse)
Lineage: Eukaryota; Metazoa; Chordata; Mammalia; Rodentia; Muridae
Gene: Slc35a1
Product: solute carrier family 35 (CMP-sialic acid transporter), member 1
Exons: 9
Coding region: 855-1886 (343 amino acids)
Biological process (GO): CMP-N-acetylneuraminate transmembrane transport; pyrimidine nucleotide-sugar transmembrane transport
Cellular component (GO): Golgi membrane; membrane
Molecular function (GO): pyrimidine nucleotide-sugar transmembrane transporter activity
Source: RefSeq, a predicted model, not a curated record
AGAGGUAUAGUUUUUUUUUUUUCCUUUUCCAUUUUUUAUUAGGUAUUUAGCUCAUUUACAUUUCCAAUGCUAUACCAAAAGUCCCCCAUACCCACCCACCCCCACUCCCCUACCCACCCACUCCCCCUUUUUGGCCCUGGCGUUCCCCUGUACUGGGGCAUAUAAAGUUUACGUGUCCAAUGGGCCUCUCUUUCCAGUGAUGGCCGAUUAGGCCAUCUUUUGAUACAUAUGCAGCUAGAGUCAAGAGCUCCGGGGUACUGGUUAGUUCAUAAUGUUGUUCCACCCGGGGUUAUUUUCUAAUAACAUCCUCUAGUCACAGUAACCAUUAGAGCGGUUGAAGUGCCUGUUAAUACAAUCUAAUUUUUCUGAGGUCUUUUUGCUGCCUGAAGUUACCAAGUUAAGCUAGACAGUGACAGUAAGGAUGAUGAAGACAGACACAGUACUUCCGAGCAGUAUGUAAUAUAUACUAAAUUUAUCCAAGAGGUAACCAUGGAAGGCCGUGAUGGAGUUGAAAGUUAUAAAAGUCCGAGUUCUCGGAGCCUCUCUAACGGUCUUCACACAAAGGAAUAAUCGAGAGCAUUUCAGAAUCCUUCUUGCGGGGCCCAUCCUCUCGGAGGGGCUGGUCUCUAGAAGGAAACGCUCGGCCACCUUGACUCCGCCCCCCCUCGGUCGACCGGAAGCUGCGGUUUUCCGAGCCCCCGCAGGACCGAGUCUCCCAGACUUGUCGCUCCGCACGCCGCGCGGCUUCCGCCGUAGCCCCCGCUUCCUCCUCGCGCGUGUGGUGCGGCGGGCUCUCUAGGCCGGUGCGUCUCUAUGGCCGCAGGGGCGUCAGUUCCGCAGACUCUCUCGGCACCAUGGCUCCGGCGAGAGAAAAUGUCAGUUUAUUCUUCAAGCUGUACUGCUUGACGGUGAUGACUCUGGUGGCUGCCGCUUACACCGUAGCUUUAAGAUACACAAGGACAACAGCUGAAGAACUCUACUUCUCAACCACUGCCGUGUGUAUCACAGAAGUGAUAAAGUUACUGAUAAGUGUUGGCCUGUUAGCUAAGGAAACUGGCAGUUUGGGUAGAUUUAAAGCCUCAUUAAGUGAAAAUGUCUUGGGGAGCCCCAAGGAACUGGCGAAGUUGAGUGUGCCAUCACUAGUGUAUGCUGUGCAGAACAACAUGGCCUUCCUGGCUCUCAGUAAUCUGGAUGCAGCAGUGUACCAGGUGACCUAUCAACUGAAGAUCCCCUGCACUGCUUUAUGUACUGUUUUAAUGUUAAAUCGAACACUCAGCAAAUUACAGUGGAUUUCCGUCUUCAUGCUGUGUGGUGGGGUCACACUCGUACAGUGGAAACCAGCCCAAGCUACAAAAGUCGUGCCUACAGUCCCUGGCAGUAUGCCCACUGUCAGUGAUAGUGAUGUAAGCGGACAUGUUCUGAUGAGGAUAGGAAAACAGAAGGCAGCCCUUUAUGGAAAGGUUUCAGCGCUGACUGGGAAGGUAGCGCAGAAUCCAUUGUUAGGCUUUGGUGCUAUAGCUAUUGCUGUAUUGUGCUCUGGAUUUGCAGGAGUUUAUUUUGAAAAAGUCUUAAAGAGUUCCGACACUUCCCUUUGGGUGAGAAACAUUCAGAUGUAUCUGUCAGGGAUCGUUGUGACGUUAGCUGGUACCUACUUGUCAGAUGGAGCUGAAAUUCAAGAAAAAGGAUUCUUCUAUGGCUACACGUAUUAUGUCUGGUUUGUUAUCUUCCUUGCUAGUGUGGGAGGCCUCUACACGUCAGUGGUGGUGAAGUAUACAGACAACAUCAUGAAAGGCUUCUCUGCUGCCGCAGCCAUUGUUCUUUCUACCAUUGCUUCAGUCCUACUGUUUGGAUUACAGAUAAUCUUAGCAACCCGAAUGUCCUUAUGAGCAUCCUCCAUUGAUGUGAAGAGCCUUCCUAACUGCAGUCCUGAUCAUCUCUCCUUCAGCAGCAGCCAUUUCAGCAUUAAGGUUUGCCAGUCUGCCAGUCUUGACCUUUUUCAGCCAGUUUAUUUAACUGUCCUUGUGCAUGGAAGAUGAGCUGCAUUGCCUCAUUGCUGUCUUUCUGUGUAGUGGGAUUUUAAACACAUUUCCUGGCUUCCAAGCUGAUGUUAAAACAUCUUUAAAGUAUACGAGUUGAUCUAAUUCAUCAGUUUUUUCUACAAUCUGAUGUCUUUCAGCUAAUCUCAUCCCCCCUGUUUAUCAGUGUACAGUUAGAUCUUUAUGAGUCUACAUAUAAACUAGACAUUUAGGGAUUCAAAUUCCAUGCCCAGCUCCAAACCUGAAAACCAGGCUUUUUACCUAGUGUCUUCAGUACCAUAGGUUCAAACCUAAGCAUUUCCUAUUCUCCUCCUUUUUCUUGUCUCUUAAGCCUUUGUAUUAUCAUGGCUAUUUUUUCAAUUUUUUUGGAGAAGAAAUAUAUCAAGAAUGCAACCGAAAGUAGGGAGGCGUUUAUUAUGGUGGUCGCAAUUGCAGUGAGUACUGCGAUGGCUUUUUCAAGUAGUGUUUCUAUCCCUUCAUGUCCUACCCUUGAUCUCAAGGGACCUGAAAUGGAGUUUCCUAUUUUUUAAUGCAGGAGGGGGUCUGUCUAUAUAAUUAAACGUGUCUCUUGUGGUGGCUUACUGUGGCUCACUGUCUCAGGCUCCCCACAGUUUGGAGUCUUCUUGUGUGUCCAGCCAAAGUGGAAGAACUGAUGCUUCCUCUGGAGAUGAUCGCAGGCAGAUGUCCCCUCUGCGGCUUUCUGUCAGACGUUUCCUGUCCUCUGCAGUGUUUCUCUGCUUCCUGUAACGUUGGUGGGCUUUUUCUUCUCUAAUCACAUUGGGUACAAUUGUUUUUUAACAAAAUCCCAAUCGUUCAGUUUUACCUGUGAAGACUUGGGAGCCGGAUGCUGGGGUGAAAACCUAGCUCAGAGGGGCAGAGAAAGCACCCAGCCAACCUUCCUUCUCAGCCAGUGACACAAAAGGAAAAGAACCCGUUCUUCACCCUGUCUUCAACCCUCCAGACUGAAGGUCCCUCCUUUCUACUUGCUGUGCGUCUCAAUACCCAUCCUCCUGACUUCUUCCCACUCUGUGGGUUUUCUUCUGUGUUCACUCCUUGUCAGCUGGUUGCUUCUUCCCUCUUGACCUGUGGUUGACUGUUUAAUCUUGUUCACAGUAAACAGAAAGCUCUUGGAUUAAAGGUGUGUGUUAGGGCUAAGUCUCAUCACAACUAGACAGGUUUUUCGGGGUUCACAGUAUGAUAUCCUGCAACACAUUUUCCUUAUGUCUUUCUGUUCUGAACUUAAGUGUGCACUAGUUUACAGUGAUAUGGUGUCACCAUUGCUAUGCUAAUCCCUCUAAUGUUUUUUCCCUAGAUGUCAUAUAUAUCUAGCUUUUCAAUUACUUAAGGAGCAAUGUCUUACUAUUUCAAGUUGGUGUUAAGCUACGUAGUAGUUAUUUUCUUCAUUGACCAAUUAUUAUACUGUAAACUACUAAGGAAAAUCUGUUAAAUGUUUAUAUUGUGUAACAGGAAAACACUUCUCAUUUUGGAAUUGACUUAUCUGAUAAACAAGAGCAUUAGUAGUAGAAAACCACUUUAUAGUCUGGUCCAAAUCUUGCCUGUUGUAAUAUUAGCAGCAGCAUGGGAAAUCAUAUACCAGUGUCUCACACUUGCUCUGUCAUAUGUGAGUAAGGCCACAGGUCUCCUGGGUUUGUAGGGUUUGCUUAGAGCAGUCUUUAGUUGUACAAGUCCAAGCCCUUAGCAUUUCAGAUGUUCUUUGUACCUGAGUUGAGUGAAGUUUUAGUUGUAACUCAUCCUUAUGUUUAACACAGCCUUGUGUCUUUGCUCCUGAGAAAAACCUGGGAACAAUAUAAACUGUUUCUGUCUUAGCAGUCUUUCAGGGAACUGUGGAGGUAUUAAGAUGUAAACUACCUCACACUUUGAAUUCAAAGCUGGUCUUUUUUAGUAGGUGGACUGAACAGUAGCUUGAUGCUAUUUCUUUACAUGCCUUUUAGGGGAUGAAGGCUCGCUUGUGUAGCUCACACUGAUCUGAGACUCACUGUGUGGCUGGUUACCUUGAACUCCUGAACCGCCCGCCUUGGGAUUACAGGCAUGCAGUACUAUGCCUUGCUAUCUACGCUGUGAAUGCUGGGCCACUGUAAUACAGUUCACAUCCGUAGCCUGGUUCUAAGUCACAUGUAGAGCUGUGGCAUUAGGACUCACUCAUACCAGCUUAUAUGCUUAGUUCAUAGAAGGCUGCCCCGGUCGUCACUCCCUUCGUUCCUAAGCAGGCCCACACUGGUUUGGCUAUCUGUCCCUGCGCCCUGCAGAGGUACAUCACUGUGCCCACUUUAUGUGAGUGCAGGGGAGGCCUCAGGCUUGUGUAGCAGGCACUUUAGCCUUCACGCACAUUUUGUGUAUUCUAAUUUUCAGGAGUAACAUGGACGAGUCAAGUGUAGUGGGAAAUGUAAUGAUCACCUUAUCACUGAUCCAGAAAUUUUCAGUGGUUUGAGUCAUUGGAUUUUGAAAGCUGAAUUGUGUGACUGUCUUUUAUACUAAGUUUUCUGGGAAUCAUAACUAAACCACAUUAUAUUGCAUUUUAUUUUUCUAUUCAUAUAUACUUAUAUUUACCUAUUCCCAUUAAUUAUAAAUUAUAUAGGGGAACUAAUAUAUCCCUUUGUUGUAUCAGUCCAAGACAAGCUUAAUUAUAUUUUGAAAAGUAUGUUACCAUUCCUUUGAUAUUUAUCUUUUUCCUUAAAAUAGACAACCUUUCAUAAAACAGCACUCAUGCAACUUGGUAGGCAAACCCACAGUGACAGAGAUUUUAGGACUGGGGAGAGGUCUCAUCAGUAAAGUGCUUGUACGGCAGGCAUGAGGACCUGAGGACCUCUAGAACUUACAUACAGCAUGUACCCAGUGUGGUGGUUCAUGCUUGCAGUGCUGGUAUUGGGGAGAAGAAACUCGGCUCUCUGGGGUUUGUAUGCUACCUAGUCUAACCUAAUGGGUGGGCUCCAGGCUCCUGAGAGACCCUGCCUAAAAAGAGAUGGGUAGCAUUCUUAAGGAUGAUACCCAGGGUGUGUGUGUGUGUGUGUGUGUGUGUGUGUGCAUGCGCGAGAGCCCUACACAAAUUCAUCAUUUUCAUAGUCUUUUUCUUCUUUUCU